AUGGCGCCCAUUCUUGACAACUCUGUCGCGGAGUUGUAUCGGGACUACAAAUCCUCGACGAACUUCGCCAUCCAAUGGCUCUAUUGCCAGGUCAAGGCCGAGGAUCCGUCCACCGAGAAGUUCACCUCGAUCAACCACAUCCUAGCCGCGGCCAAGGUUGUCAAGAAGGCACAAUCUGUUGUGCCCAAAUCCGUCCUCGCUUCCCUCCGUACCGCGAUUGCGAAGCGCAAGCAGGUGUACGACAUAUACGAGAAGAACGGUGCUGGUUGUUACGGCCACGCGGCGUUCGCCCAGAGACUUGAGAGUACCCUCUCCAUUCUUUCUUCCCUGACGACCGCUUCCACAACUUCUUCCUCCUCCCGUAUCGACGAGUCGGAGAAGAGCUCCACUGCCCCCAACGCCUUCGCGCCCCUGGCCGCCACUGUGGAGGAUGUUGUCGACGACGACGAGAUCGACGUCGUAGACCAUACCUGUGCCUCAGACUCGGGUGGCGAGGCCCCUUCAUCUGCCCACACGGCUCCCGAUCCCGAUGAGGGCGACUUCAUCCUCGAGGACGAUGCCAUCCGCCAGUUCCACGAAUCCAUCAACUUUCUGCUCGAACUCUCCAAGGUCUACUCGCAGCUCGAAGGCUACUGGCGCGACGCCGCUGCCGGCACACUGCCCCUCCCCGUGGCCGCAUGGCUCACGUCCCUCACCGCGCACACCGUCGCCAAGGACGCCCCGCGCAGCUUUUUUAACCUUUGCGAGAGCGUGUCGUCCACAUGCAACACGUGCCCCGACUGCCCGGGCGUGAGAGCUUUCGUCGCCAAGAUGUCACCCUCCCCAGCCGCCGCCGCCGAGAACAUCGCCCGCGGUACACGCAUCUACACCAUCGCCAAGGCCAUCAACGCCUACGGUGCCGAACUUCCCGACAUGAGUACCCCCUCUCUGAUUCAUGUGUGCCCCGACAAGUGCGCGUGCCGUGUCAGAACCGACGGCGGCGCGACGGAGCCCCAUGACCAGGACCACGGUCCUCGACUGCCGGAGACGGACGAGGCCUACCUCCAAGAGAUCCUCGGACUGAUCAGGGCCGAUGUGUUGGGCACGCGCGGCAUCACCCCGCUCGAGAGGAUCAAGAAGUACGCGGUCGAAGACGACAGGGUCUACCAAAGCGAGCCCCUUCUCUGUUUCGCGCAGGCCCUCUUCUAUAGCGAGGAGCACGUCACUCCCGGACGGCUAAUCUUUGCCAUGGACUUCUUCUUGCUGGCCGCCGAAUCCGCCUCGAUGGCCGAGGGUCCUCUGAGCUACGCGAACUGCCAGGCGAAGCCACACCGCCUCGCGCUGGACAUGCGCUCCGCCGUCGACCCAGUCAUCGACUUCCUCCAAAACAUGAACCUAUUCGCAGAUUGGGGUCAGACCAUCGGCUACCUCGAGCAGUUCCGCGACGCAUUGAGCACCUUCGCCGGCGAGUGCGCCCUCGAAAAGUACCAUGGGUCUCCUUGGACGGCCGGCAACCAGCUCACAGAGCUCCUGAUGCAAGCCUCCCUCGUAGGCGCCAAUGUUUCCUGGGACUGGGCCAUUAUCAACUCCACUCUCCAUCUGUACAAUGCGAUGCGUCAAGUCGGGAUCCUGCGCGUGAAGAAGAUCCCCCUGCUGGACGAACUAGCCAAGGUCUUAAUCCAAGACACCUUUCGCGGCGCCCUUCCCGAUAGAAACUUCGCCUCCACUUUCAGCCGCAUCGUCUUCAACAGUGGGAUCGACAAGACGCGAGGGCGUGUGCAGUACGGCUUCGGAUCGAAGCCCCUUCGAGGGCAGCACAUCACGUGGUUCCUCCACCAACACCGCGAGGCCCAUUUCGAGGGCCUCGAUUGGCUCGGGGAGGUGUACGGGGUUGCGACGUGCACGAAGCAGAGGUGCUCCAGGUGUAGGAAGGAUCCCAAGAAGGACAGAGGAAUUCGCGAGGCGCAUCUCGCGGGAACGUUGCCGGUAUACAUGGAGAAGGCCAAGAGCAAGGUGCUCCCAGAACUGGAGGGAAAUGCUCCGAUUGCCCGUCUUAACUUCUUUGGGUUAUUUAUGUUCUGCGCCCGGUUCAUGAGAAGAUUCGGGGAGCUCAGUGAGGCCGAGCUCGGUAAACCCUUCAAGGCGGCGGACUCGCCGAGGGAGCUGUGGGCGCACCCGUUGCAUCUGGCUCGGUUCGCCACCGAGCUCGUUCUCGAUUCCAUCGACGAGGGCUUCGGCAGCAGAGAAAGCAGACGUCUGUUGAAGAAGAAGAAGCUGGUUGAGAACGCUGGCCAGGCGUUCAAAGAGCUAGACGCGGAGGCGUCACUGAGCCAGUUCACCUGGGCGAUCUGA
Molecule: messenger RNA, 2331 nt
Organism: Colletotrichum aenigma
Lineage: Eukaryota; Fungi; Ascomycota; Sordariomycetes; Glomerellales; Glomerellaceae
Exons: 3
Coding region: 1-2331 (776 amino acids)
Source: RefSeq, a predicted model, not a curated record